AUGGCCAGUAAUGAAGUUGCUAACACAUAUCCUGAAAUCUUAGGCACAAUUGAUACCUCAAAGAGCUAUUUGUACGAGGAAACAUGGAAAUCAUGUGCUGGACUUUCGGGUGAUCUAGUAAAAUCUGGAGAAAAAGUUUAUUACUUUCCUCAAGGACAAUUAGAGCAAUUGGAAGCGUCUAUGAACCAAGAUAUGAACCAUUUGAGGCAAUUUAAUGGCGAUCUUCCGUCGAAAGUUCUAUGUCGUGUUAGUGGUUAUCAGCUUGAGGUGGAAAAAGAUACUGAUGAAGUAUACCAGAUUACUUUGAUGCCGGACUCCAUGAAAACUGCAAUUCCUAUUCCCAAUAAUGUCAACCGUCGAUUGCCAGUAGUUCGUUCUUUCACAAAGGUCCUAACUACAUCAGAUACAAACGGACAUAGUGGAUUAUCUGUGCUGAGAAGACAUGCAACUGAAUGUCUUCCUCCGCUGGAUAUGUCACAACCAACACCGACUCAAGAGCUAGUCGCUAAAGAUCUCAAUGGUUCAACAUCGUUGAAUCUAUGGACUCCGACAUUAACUCAAGGCCAAGAAAUUGGACAAUCGAGUAAGAGCUACCCAAUAAGUGUUGCUCAGCUUAGUUAUGAUAACUCAACUGAAGAUCCAAAGAUUCCUUCUGGUUGGCUAAUGAGCAGCUGCGAGGUGCAUAUGCAUGGUCUAAGUCUAUGCAGAGCGAUAGAUUUAACUGUUCUUGAUGGAUACAAUGCGUUGAUGAAAGAAUUGGACAAAAUCUUUGAUCUCAAAGGCGAGCUGUGUGCCGGCCAUUUAUGGGAAAUAGUCUAUAUAGACAAUGAAGGAGAUAUGAUGCUAGUCGGGGAACGAUCCAUGGCCGUGUUUAAUUAUGAGCAAGUUAUGUCAAGAGAAUAA
This is a messenger RNA of Microthlaspi erraticum, 903 nucleotides long. Lineage: Eukaryota; Viridiplantae; Streptophyta; Magnoliopsida; Brassicales; Brassicaceae. The record is from the annotation of a GenBank genome assembly.